UUCAGAACAAAUGUUAUCCUUCUGUUAGAAAUGUAAGGAAUGAAUCUCCUCUGGAUCUAGCUUCGCAAUAUGGUCGUUUGGAAAUUGUGGAAUGCUUAUUGAAUUGCCAUCCUAAUUUAUUAUCUGACAUAGUUCGUUGCCAUUCACCACUGCAUUUGGCUGCUAAAAAUGGCCAUAAGCAUGUUGUAAAAACACUAUUAGAUUCUGGAUUUGAUAUUAAUUACAUGACAGACAUUGGAACAGCUUUGCAUGAGGCAGCUAUGUAUGGAAAGCUAGAAGUUGUAAAGUUGCUCUUAGAUUAUGGCGUUGAUCCUAAUCUAGAGAACUCUCGAAAACGAACAGUGUUUGAUAUCCUUGAGGAUUUGAAUACUUCAAUAGCUAAGCAAAUUGAAGAUGUCAUCAAAGAUCACAUGACUUUAAUAAAACUUGAUGUUGAAAGUGAUGAGUCUCUUGAACCUGUUGCACCACCUCAAGGGUAUGUAAUGGGAUCACACCCUGAUUCUAUAUUAAGUGACAGGUGUAGUCUGUCAGAAAUUACACCUCCUCGUCAGUUUUGCUCACCAUCAAUUGAUGAAAGUUUAUAUGAUGUACCACCACCUCCAAAGUUAGUUAACAAAAAUACGUCGAGAGUAAAUGACAGCUUGGAUUCUCUUACUGCUUCACAUUCUCAAGAUUCUUGCUUUGAUCAAACUUCCUGUAGUAGCUGUAGUCCAUCUAAAUGUGAUUCAUCUGUUUAUGAAAACAAUAUUUAUCAAAAUGUUGAUUCUGAUAGUCUUCUAUAUGAAAUUCCACCUCCACCAUCUUUUUUUGCUACAAAGCGAUUUUCUGAUCCAUUGCAGCAGUGCUCUAUAUAUCAGAAUGAAGAAAAAGAUAUAUUUGAUACAUCUGAAGUUACAGCUUGGAGAUUACAAAACAGCUAUAUUCCAAUGCUACCGUCUAAUUCCUGCAGUAACCGUCCUCGGGCUCCUGCCAAGCCUCCUCGAAAAUCAGUCAGUCCACAUUCUUCCGAAUCAAAAUCAUCCCAAAGAAGUAGUUAUGAAUUUUUGUGUUUAGCAUCUAGUGGGAUGCAUGAAUGCUCACCAAAGUUCCUUGAUAAAAACAAAAAUAAUUCAAAACUUUUAAAUUAUUCAAAUUCUUACCAUAAAUCAGAUUAUGUAGACAUGGCCAACAGAGCCAUUACAACUUAUGAAAAUCACAAUAUUAUAUGUGCCAAUGGACUUGACUUUCAGACAAAAGCACCUGAUAAAGAAGAUUAUAAUUAUUCGUCGUCCAUUAAUAAAUUUUCUGAAAUAUUACCUUUAAAAUUAUUCAGUGAUGAUUUGAGCAAGAAAGGAAACUCUUUCAACAAUCUAAUGCCAUCUAAAAGUACGCCUGCUCUUCAUGCAUCACGGCAUACUUUAGAUCAAGUAGUUCCUACAAUUACUAAAGAACUUAGUUUUCAAAAACCAAACUUCCUAAAUAUUCCUAAUAAAAUAGUUGAAAUUCCUACUAAUUAUGAGCAACCUCCUACGCCUGAUAAUCCUCCACCAUCUCCAGGGACUGCUGAAAUUGGAAUUCAUGAAAAAAUUCAUCCUACUGGUCAGGUAAGCAGUAUUGCUAUUUUCAUUAAUCCUGUUUUAGAUGAAAAUACCUAGGGUAGUUUCUAGGUCUUGUCAUAACAUACUGAACAACAAUACAUAGUCUUGUCAUAACAUACUGAAAUAAUUAAGAUUCAUAUUGGAAUUCAGUUUUUCUACCACAAACAAUUAACAAUAACAAGUAUCAGGUACAGUAAUGCAUGCUCAAUAUACAUUUUAUGGUGUAUAUGCACAAAGCCAAUCAAAUAUCUCAUGAACUUUUUUACUGAACCAAAAAAGCCUGAUUUUUUUUUUUUUUUUUUUGAAAUCUGUCUUUAUCUUUAAGUUGUUUUUACCUUUUCAUUUUAGUCAUAUCUCUUAAACUAUUUCAUGCAAAAAAUGAUCUUCAA
This is a messenger RNA of Parasteatoda tepidariorum (common house spider), 1966 nucleotides long. Its product is annotated as ankyrin repeat and SAM domain-containing protein 1A. The record is from RefSeq and is a predicted model, not a curated record. Gene Ontology annotation, molecular function: protein binding. Gene Ontology annotation, cellular component: cytosol. NCBI's taxonomy places the organism in Eukaryota, Metazoa, Arthropoda, Arachnida, Araneae, Theridiidae.